Molecule: messenger RNA, 1155 nt
Organism: Prinia subflava (tawny-flanked prinia)
Lineage: Eukaryota; Metazoa; Chordata; Aves; Passeriformes; Cisticolidae
Product: CXXC-type zinc finger protein 4-like
Exons: 1
Coding region: 1-1155 (384 amino acids)
Cellular component (GO): nucleus
Molecular function (GO): methyl-CpG binding; zinc ion binding
Source: RefSeq, a predicted model, not a curated record
AUGAACACCAACGUGUGCGUGGAGAGCGGCCCCAACCCCGAGGCGCCGGGGCUGCCCAAGGACAGCCACCUGCCCGAGGGGGCCCUCAACAGCCUUGUGGAUUACAACUCGGAGAUGGAGAGGUACCGCUCCUUCGCCACCUUCUACAAGACCAACGGCGGCGCCUUCCCCCAGGCGGCCAAGAUUGCCCGCAUCACCACCCCCAUCUUCCCCAGCGCGGCCGCCGCCGCCGCCGCCCGCAUCGGCAUGUCCCCCUGGAACUGUGACACCGCCACGGCCGCCGCCGCCACCGCCAUGCUCUGGGGCAGCGGCGGUGGCGGCGCGGCGGGAGGCGCGAGGAAACCCUCCUCCUCCUCCUCCGCCGCCUCCUCGCUGCACGCCGGCAGGGGCGGCAUGCACCACCGGAGCGACUCGCAGCGGCUGGGCAAGCCCGGCUGCCCGCCGGCCGAGCAGCCCGCCCUGCCCAUGGCCAACGGCAACUUCCUCUCCACCCUCGCCCCCGAGCACUGCCGGCCGCUGGCUGGCGAGUGCAUGAACAAGCUCAAGUGCGGCGCCGCCGAAGCCGAGAUCAUUAACCUCCCCGACCGCGUCGGCACCUUCUCGGCCAUCCCGGGGCUGGGCGGCCUCUCCCUGCCCCCCGGGGUCAUCGUCAUGACGGCCCUGCACUCCCCCGCCGCGGCCUCGGCCGCCGUCACAGACAGCGCCUUCCAGAUCGCCAACCUGGCGGACUGCCCGCAGAGCCACGCCUCGGCCUCGCCCGCCUCCGCCCUGGGCGCCGCCGCCGGCGCGGGGGGCGGCGGAGGUGGCGGCGGAGGCGGAGGGGGGGCCGGCAGCACCGGCGGCGGGGCCGGGGCCGGUAACCCCGCCAAGAAGAAGCGGAAACGCUGCGGGGUGUGCGUGCCCUGCAAGCGGCUCAUCAACUGUGGAGUCUGCAGCAGUUGCAGGAACCGCAAAACGGGACACCAAAUCUGCAAAUUUAGGAAAUGUGAAGAGCUUAAGAAAAAACCGGGCACUUCGUUAGAGGUCAGAGGAGAUGAUUUCUUUUUCCCCAGCCUCCCGCCGUCCCUCCUCAACCCCCUGCCCUCGCCCCUCCAGUGCUUCUUGUCUAGCUUCAAGAUGCAGCAUCCCUUCUCCGAGGCUUCCUUCAGGCUCUGA